GACGGUGGGUUGUGCGCUUUGGUAGUGGUAGCUGGUGGCGGCUCUCGUGACUGUUUCUUCGAUUUGCAUAUUUCACCUUCCACCGUUCGUCGCGAGUUGGACGCUUCCUGCCGUCGCUUCCCCCCUCCUGCGGGAAAAGUGUCGCCGUCCUUUCGACUGGUGGCUGGGUAAAUUCUCGUGGCGUGUCAUUUUCGUCGCGUGAAAACAAAGGUUGAGACAAGGAGGCUUCAGAGACGGGAUUCUAACCAGCAGUGAUCCCGUCUCUUACGUUUUUUCCGCCGUUGCGUUUCACCUGAAACGCCAGGUCGACGGUCUCGCGGCUGGCCUCCGGAAUGUCGCUUUUGGCAACGUUUGGCUUUCCGCGGAACCUGAAAUCCACUUUUUUCGGGAAAGCGGGCGUUGUGUGGCAAGGCCAAAAUGGCGCCAAGCCACUGAGACAGACCAGCCUCUCUCGGGAACGGCGAUUGGACGACUGGGGUCUUGUUUCUCUCGUUCAUGUUGCUUACCUUUGUUGCCGUGUCCCGACGCCCAGAUUGUCGUGAUCGCAAAAGUCCUCACUCCUUAUGCAGCUGCCGGGGAGCUUCAACUGAUUCAACUGCAGCUCGGAAUUUGGGUGUACAUACACCCAGCGUCUUUCGUUGGUGAUCUCCAUGAACGCGAACGCAGCCUGAUUCCCGUGAACUGGACCGUCACUUUCGACUUCACUUCCCCGGUGUCUCACCGGCUGUAAGUUCCGUCUCGCUUUUCCCUCUUUUGUUGCGGGGAGUGGCUGGAGGAUUUUCCCCGCCGGUCUGUUUUCGUUUUUGCGGACGGGCAACGUGGAGUCGCGCCAGCUCCUACCUUCUUUGCUCAGAGGUGCAUCUGCACCUUCCUAGGUUUCCUCAACGACGUCGAGGCUGCCGAAGAAGCGCGUGAGUUCGGAGGGCUGCUUUCCUGCUUCCCCCGAAGCUGUUCUUGCGUUACUCUGGACAACUGCAGCAUGCAUGCGUCCGCCGAAAAACGCACAGCUCCCCCUUUUCUGCGCUUAUCCUACAUGCACGCUCGAACCGUAGCCGCGUUUCCCGAGUCCUCUCUUGUCCCUUGCAUGCGGGUUCCGUCUCCGCUCACUGCCGCUCCCUUGACGGAAUUCGACAGUGAGCGUCCACUCUAGCCGAAUCGGACUUUCGUUCACCAGGAGCCUCUGGCACAGAGUGUCUUUGGUUCCUCCCUAACCUGUCACCGAUUCCACCGUCAACCGUUCAGUCCGGAACGCACCUGGUGUCCGUGCGGUGUGUUUUCUCGUUUCGCCGCGUCCCUGGCCGUCUCGCUCGUGUCUCAUCUGGGCGCGAGUUGGCCCGCAGGCGGGGACAAAGAGCGUCACGCGCGCCUUCCCCUCUGGCAUUCCGAGUGAGUGCGACACGGUGAGAGUUUCCAGUCCAGAAAAGUCGGGAGUUGCGCGCUUAUCUCCUUGUUCGUCUGCCUUUCGCUUUCUGUCCAUUCGGGACGAAUCUUCCAAACUCGUCGUUGCUGGUGGGGCGCGUCUGAACCCAAGAGAGGCUCGUCUCGUCUGCUCGUCAACUCCAAGUUUUGUCUGAUUGUUCAACCGGUUCUCGCCGCAGAUUCCCCUCACUCCUUUUCUGGUUGCUUUGCUUCUCUCCUGUAUACGCUCACGCGUCUGUGGUGUCUAGCGCGCCUCGCGCAGGCAUUCAAAUAUACGUGAAGAGCGCAGAUGCAGACGUACUCUCUCCGACGUCUGAGCAAGUGCAGGAGUUUUUUCUGUUUCCUCGAGUUCUCGCCUUUCGCCCGCACGCGAAAGAGAAAGGACAGGCUCCGGAGUCUCAAUUCGGGCGGCGCGUAAAUGUAGCACAAACCUCUGCAGGUUUUUAUGCCGACGUAGUCCCCUGGCUACGUUGCUGCCAGGGGCGCCUUUCAAAGCUGUUCUCGGGAUUUCGCAGACUCCUUGUAGCUCUUGCGAUUCUCUCUUUCUGUGUCGUUCGUCAUCGUGGUCUUCAGCACAUGUCAGCUUCUUUCUAUGGCCGCAUCUGCGGGAGCCUGCGUCUCCAUCCAGUUCCUCCUCUUUGUUGUCUGCAGAGCGGUCUCUAGGCCUCGUUCUGGGGAGACGCCAAUCUGUUGUUCUGUGUUAUCCUCCCUCCGUCCUCGCAGAGUCCAAGAGCUCUCCUUGUAUAUGCAGUGCGUGUCAGCGUUGGCGAUUCUCUCCUAUUCUUCGUGCUCCUCCUUUCCGGCCUUCUUGCUGGAGCGCUUUUUUGUUUUCGGGAAUGCUUGCUGUGUUUCAGCAUCGGUUUCGUCCUCUGCUGAAACACUACGUCGUUUUCGAUUGUAAGGGGGAAAGCGCGUCGUGGGUUCUGUUUUGAGGACCGGCGAAAACGACCUGUUCGUUUCGACUGCACAUCUGUUUCGCUUUCCGGGGCCGUCAGGAGUUUGACUCCAGUUUGCAGAGCGUCUCUUCUUUUGCGCUGAAUACCCGCAGCGAACUGUUUGUUUUUCGCGUCUCUCCUCCUCUUCUCAGUCGUUUCGCGAGUCUCGUCUCGCCUGGCCCUUUAUCAAACCACCCAGGCGUUCGCCGCUGUUUCUCUCCGGCGAAACAGGCUGUUUCGAUUGUCCGGCGUCGUCUGCUUCUCUGUUGUGUGUUCGGUGUCUCCGGCACCCUGGCUCCGCGCCCUGACGUCUCUCUUCCCCCCGUCUGGAGGAGCUCAGCCCCGCUCUCUCUAUUGUCGUUCGCUCCGUCUCGUGCUCACUUCCAGCGCCCGGGAGAAGAUGGGCGGCGGCGGCCAGGGAAUCCCUCGCGCCGCGAAUCACCACUGCCACGGCGGGAGCAACGGCAGUGCUCAGACGCCCAGUCCGCCGACGGUCGUGAACAAAGUGUACAGAGUUGGCAGGAAGAUUGGUAGCGGUUCGUUUGGGUCGCUGUACGACGGCGUGGAUGUCCGCGACGGCCGCGAGGUCGCCAUCAAGCUUGAGCUCGCGAGCACCAAGCAUCCGCAGCUGAUUUACGAAGCGAAAAUCAUUCGCCUUCUGCAAGGCGGAGUUGGCGUUCCGGUCUGCUAUCACUACGGCGACGAGGGGGAGUGGCAUGUCAUGGUCAUCGAUCGUCUGGGUCACUCUCUGGAAGACUUGUUCAACCUCUGCAAGCGGAACUUCUCUGUGGAGACGGUGCUUCAUCUCGGCAUUCAAAUGCUAGACAGAAUCGAAUACAUCCACAAGCACCACUGCAUCCAUCGAGAUAUCAAGCCGGAUAACUUUCUCGUUGGCCGGGGUGAAAACGCAAAUGUCGUUUAUCUCAUCGACUUCGGACUUGCGAAGAAGUUCCGUGACCACAGCGGCAGACACAUCGUCUACAAAGAAGGGAAAAACCUCACUGGAACUGCUCGAUAUGCUUCACUGGCAACUCAUCUCGGCAUAGAGCAAGCGCGUCGAGAUGAUCUGGAGGGGUUGGGGUACGUCCUCAUUUAUUUUCUUCGAGGUUCUUUGCCAUGGCAAGGCCUGAAAGCGACUUCGAAGCGCGACAAGUACAGCAAGAUUACACACACAAAAAUGAAUGUGGAUAUCAACGCACUGUGUGAGGGCCUUCCCUCGUGCUUCUCAGAGUUUCUCUCGUACUGUCGAGCGCUCCAGUUCACAGACGCCCCCAACUGCAGAUACCUGCGGCGCCUGUUGACAGACGCUCUGGCCGAACGUCGCUCACGCAAAUUUGCGUUUGAUUGGGCACCGCUGUUGCCUGCAUGCUGCUGCUGCAUUUGUCGUCCAGCGGCUGCGCCCGCUGCUCUGUCUCCGUCUCUGCCCCAUCCAGGCAUCUCCGCUUCGCCCCACAUUUUGCUACCUCAGCAGGCGUCUCACCUGGUGCUCCACGGGGCGUACGGGCCCGUGGUGUCUCCGCGGAGGGGUCAGGCUGUCCCCGUGUCUCUGGCCGCGCGGGCUGGGGCUCCAGCCGGGGGCCGGUGCGGGGCCGUUGUGGGCCCGGAGGAGCGUGUCUUCUUGGGGCUCGGGGACGAGAGGCCUCGCGGGUCUCCGGGCGCUGUGCCGUGUGGGAAGAAGGAGGGAAAUGGGUGCGUCGCGGACGAGGAGAAACUCGGCCAAAAAGAGCGUGGAGACCUGGGGGGCCUGCGCUACAAUGUUGGCAAACAAGGGGGAGGCGUGCCGCCUCAAGCUGGCGUGACGCCGUGCUUCAGCGGGCCUCUUUGUGCCUCGCAGGCCUUGCUGGUCUCUUCCCUCCCGCUGCUCAGGGCCUCACAGGCUGCCGGCGGGAUGGCGACGCCUGCCGGGACCCACGCGCCCGCGCGCUUGUCUCCGGGCCUGGGCCCUGGGCCCGUGGUCGUCGGGGUCGCCCAGUCCCUGGGGCUCGACUUGGCGGUCGCGGCGGCCAAGGUCGGAGGCGCCGUGGACCUCGUUGCAUGCGCUCCGGCGGGAGUCGCGCCCCUUGGAGACGACCGAGUCGGGCGGGCCUUUUUCGAGACACAGAAAUCCCACUUUCACGCGGUGCUCCAUUAGAGGGGAGACAGUGCGCGCGAAAGUCACCGGAACACAAACCUGUGCACACAAGCGCAUGUGAAGACACACACACUGGCCUCUUUUCAAAUUGCGCGGGUCUGUUCGGAAAGAGAUGCAUUUCUUUUAUUAGAAGUAUCUAUGUAUAAAUGUAUGUAUAUAAAUUUAUGGGCGCGUACGUAUGUUACUAGGAUGUUCUAUGCGUCUUUUGAUGCAUACAGCAAAGCCUUUGUGGCGGCCUUGCAGGCGGGCGAAGCCGUCGCCGAGGCCGAUCGUAGGGGACUUCGGAGGGUCCUCACAGUUUGCAGGGACAGUCGCUCGUCGUGCGUGGCACAGUCGUGAGAGUCAAAGUCGCACGAGAGAAACUUUUGGUGCUUAGCAUGUCUGCGGUCGGCGCUCUUGGCCUCGCCAGCCGCCCGACUGGGGCGCAAACCACCUGCCGACUGGCUUUGCACACGCUGUGAAACGCGCGCAAAGUUUGUACAGAGAACACCAGUUGAGGCGGGGGUGGACACUGUUUUGGCGCAUAGAGGACGGCAGACAAUGCCAAGGCAGUCGAGGUGCCAAUGUCAGUCGAGAAAGAAUGCAAGUGGCAAGGAAGAGUAGAGAAGGCGGAGUUUCGAAAAUCGAACUUCGAAUGUCGUGGAGGGAAAGUGAAGGAGACGUGGAGGUUGUUGGUUCUCGUCAAACGGCGAGAGCCACACGCAGACGCCAGAGAAGAAGAGGCUGAAAAGCGAGCUAAAAUGGAGAAGAAGGGAGAAUAGAGUGAAGGAGAGGAGCAGAAGUAGAGCGCGUACGCCUCGUUGUCGCUGUUAUGAACCGUUGGACUUUGAGAAUUCUUAGACAUUCGCGUUCUCGUUGGUUCUCUGUUUCGUCCUCUGUUGUCGACUUGGUUUUGAGCCAUUUCCUCUCCAGUGUUUUUCCCUUUCGUCUGUCGUUUUCUUUUUGUGAGGGAAGCAAAGUUCCGCAAGGAACCACGAGGAGGCAGUGUGUGCCAGCUAAGACCGAAGUGGACAAGACAGAGUGGGUGAACGGUGGAGAGGUCGUUCUUUUUGCCGCGUUUUUGUUUUCUAGACCCUUUACAUCUCGGGGCUCUUCAAAGUGUCCCCCACUCGCUCCUCUCCGUGGUAUGCGGGGAGCGCUCAAAGCUUGACGAGUUCGUGUGACCCUUCUUUCCUGCCCUCCUCUACACACUUUGAUGGUUAAUUGCUUUGCUUUCAACCGUCGCUGUUGCUUCUGCCCUUCUGCGAGUCUUUUGUGUUUGUCCAAUUCGGUGCCCCCUCUCUCGAGUUCCCUCUGCUAGACGUUUGUCUUCUUUCGAGAAAGAGGAAGCGAGAAGGGAACCGAGCGUGCCAAGCGGGAAAGAAAGCCGGGACGACCGCGAGGCAGAAAGAAAGAGAAACGGGAGACAGUGCAGCGGCAGAAAGGCGAGUGAGGGAAAAUGACAAGGCAGAAAAAACGACAAAGAGAGUCGGGGAAAAGGGGGAUAUGAAAGACAUGGGGACAGGUCGCUGUGGCAAGGAGGGACGCUUUUUGCAGUCUGUUUUCAUUUGAGCAAUUGUGCCGAGAUUCCGUGAACAACCAAUAGUUGGUGUAUCACGGAGUCGCAGGUGGACACUUUCCUUCAAGGUCAUAGUUUCUCGUGCGACAGUUUGAAAUUUUUUCUUCUGCUAUCCAGCCAAAGAUUCUUCCGAUUGCGUUUCGCCUGUUGAGACUGAAAAGCUUGGUCUGCACGCUGAAUCUGUCUACGCUGCCUUACAGCCUUCUAGGUCCUCACGCAAGCCACCUGCAAUUCUUUGAGAAACCAAAGUCAUAAGAGGACUCAGCUUAGAGCACACCGGUAACA
Toxoplasma gondii ME49 is the source of this 6328-nucleotide messenger RNA. Its product is annotated as casein kinase I. Gene Ontology annotation, cellular component: cytoplasm; nucleus. Gene Ontology annotation, biological process: signal transduction; peptidyl-serine phosphorylation. Bases 2755 to 4485 code for a protein of 576 amino acids. The transcript has 5 exons. Lineage: Eukaryota; Apicomplexa; Conoidasida; Eucoccidiorida; Sarcocystidae. The record is from RefSeq and is a predicted model, not a curated record. Gene Ontology annotation, molecular function: protein serine/threonine kinase activity; ATP binding.